This is a messenger RNA of Rangifer tarandus platyrhynchus (Svalbard reindeer), 3897 nucleotides long. Lineage: Eukaryota; Metazoa; Chordata; Mammalia; Artiodactyla; Cervidae. The record is from the annotation of a GenBank genome assembly.
AUGAAGAAGUUUUUCGACUCCAGGCGAGAGCAGGGCAGCUCUGGCCUGGGCUCCGGCUCCAGCGGAGGAGGGGGCAGCACCUCGGGCCUGGGCAGCGGCUACAUCGGAAGGGUCUUUGGCAUUGGGCGACAGCAGGUCACUGUGGACGAGGUGCUGGCGGAAGGUGGAUUCGCCAUCGUGUUUCUGGUGAGGACAAGCAACGGAAUGAAAUGUGCCUUGAAACGCAUGUUUGUCAACAACGAGCAUGACCUCCAGGUGUGCAAGAGAGAAAUCCAGAUAAUGAGGGACCUGUCGGGGCAUAAGAACAUCGUGGGUUACAUUGACUCCAGUAUCAACAGUGUGAGUAGCGGUGAUGUGUGGGAAGUUCUCAUUCUGAUGGACUUCUGCAGGGGAGGCCAAGUGGUCAACCUGAUGAACCAGCGCCUGCAAACAGGUUUUACAGAAAAUGAAGUACUCCAGAUAUUUUGUGACACCUGUGAAGCUGUCGCCCGCCUGCAUCAGUGCAAAACUCCUAUUAUCCACCGUGACCUGAAGGUUGAGAAUAUUCUCUUGCAUGACCGAGGCCACUAUGUCCUGUGUGACUUUGGAAGUGCUACCAACAAAUUCCAGAAUCCACAGACGGAAGGAGUCAAUGCAGUAGAAGAUGAGAUUAAGAAGUACACAACGCUGUCCUAUCGCGCACCAGAGAUGGUCAACCUGUACAGUGGCAAGGUCAUCACUACAAAGGCAGACAUUUGGGCUCUGGGAUGUUUGUUGUAUAAAUUAUGUUACUUCACUUUGCCAUUUGGGGAGAGUCAAGUGGCAAUUUGUGAUGGAAACUUCACAAUUCCUGAUAACUCUCGAUAUUCCCAAGACAUGCACUGCCUAAUUAGGUAUAUGUUGGAACCAGACCCUGACAAAAGACCGGAUAUUUACCAGGUUUCCUACUUCUCAUUUAAACUACUCAAGAAAGAAUGCCCAAUUCCAAAUGUACAGAACUCUCCCAUUCCUACAAAGCUCCCUGAACCAGUGAAAGCCAGUGAGGCAGCUGCAAAGAAGACCCAGCCAAAGGCCAGACUGACAGAUCCCAUUCCCACUACCGAGACGUCAAUUGCACCCCGCCAGAGGCCUAAAGCUGGGCAGACUCAGCCCAACCCAGGAAUCCUCCCCAUCCAGCCAGCCCUGACCCCUCGGAAGAGGGCCAUGGUUCAGCCCCCACCUCAGGCCGCAGUAUCCAGCAAUCAGCCUGGUCUUUUAGCCAGUGUUCCUCAACCAAAAACCCAGCCCCCACCCAGUCAACCCCUACCACAGUCUCAGCCCAAGCAGCCUCAGGCUCCGCCCACCUCACAGCAGCCGCCUUCCGCGCCGGCCCCGGCUGUGCCCGCCCAGGCCCAGGCCACGCCCCAGCACCAGCAGCAGCUUUUCCUCAAGCAGCAGCCUCCACAGACAGCGCCGCCGGCGGGGCAGCCAGCGGGCACGUUCUACCAGCAGCCGCAGCAGCAGGCCCAGGCUCCACAGUUUCAGGCAGUACAUCCGGCAGCCCAGCAACCAGUGAUUGCUCAGUUCCCCGUGGUAUCCCAAGGAAGCUCUCAACAGCAGCUGAUACAGAACUUCUACCAGCAGCAGCAGCAGCAACAGCAGCUGGCCACAGCCCUGCAUCAACAACAGUUACUGACUCAGCAGGCUGCCUUGCAGCAGAAGGCCACAGUGGCAGCCGUACCACAGCCCCAAGCACAGCCAGCCGCAGCAGCCCCGCCAGCCCCUGCCCAGGAGCCAGCGCAGAUUCAGGCCCCAGUAAGACAACAGCCAAAGGUUCAGACAACCCCACCUCCUACCAUCCAGGGGCAGAAACUCGGAUCUCUCACUCCUCCAUCAUCCCCCAAGGCCCAGCGUGCUGGGCACAGGCGAAUUCUCAGCGACGUGACCCACAGUGCAGUCUUUGGGGUCCCUGCCAGCAAAUCAACCCAGCUGCUCCAAGCAGCUGCAGCUGAGGCCAGUCUCAAUAAGUCCAAGUCUGCAACCACCACUCCUUCAGGCUCCCCUCGGGCCUCCCAGCAAAAUGUUUAUAAUCCUUCAGAAGGUUCUACGUGGAAUCCCUUUGAUGACGACAAUUUCUCCAAACUCACAGCUGAAGAACUGCUAAACAAAGAUUUUGCCAAGCUGGGGGAAGGCAAAUAUCCUGAGAAACUUGGAGGCUCUGCUGAGAGUUUGAUUCCAGGCUUUCAACCAACCCAAGGUGAUGCUUUUGCUGCUUCCUCAUUUUCUGCUGGAACUGCUGAAAAAAGGAAGGGUGGGCAGACUGUGGAUUCUAGCCUUCCUCUUCUAAGUGUAUCUGAUCCUUUCAUUCCUCUUCAAGUACCUGAUGCACCAGAAAAACUAAUUGAGGGACUCAAAUCUCCUGACACUUCUCUUCUGCUCCCUGACCUCUUGCCUAUGACAGAUCCUUUUGGUAGCACUUCUGAUGCUGUAAUUGAAAAAGCUGACGUUGCUGUUGAGAGUCUGAUACCAGGACUGGAGCCCCCAGUGUCUCAGCGCCUCCCAUCUCAGACGGAAUCUGUGACCUCGAACCGCACAGAUUCUCUCACCGGGGAAGAUUCCCUGAUUGAUUGCUCUCUGCUUUCUAAUCCCACUACUGACCUUCUGGAAGAGUUUGCCCCCAUAGCCAUCUCUGCUCCAGCCCAUAAAGCUGCAGAAGAUAGUAAUCUCAUCUCAGGUUUUGAUGUCCCUGAGAGCUCGGACAAGGUGGCAGAAGAUGAGUUUGACCCUAUUCCUGUAUUGAUAACCAAAAACCCACAAGGUCUCCAGAGAGAGCCCAUUCCCUCUCCUGUAAUAACUGUAGAGCACUUUAAAGAAUCAGCGGGUGUUAAAGGCCUUCCUCUGUACCCGGACCCCUCCCGGGUACCUGGCACGAGAACUCAGAACAGUUUAGAAUCUGACUACCUGGCCCGAGACGGCCCUUCCAGCAACAGCUCGCUCCACAGCAGUGAAGAGGAGGGGACCGACCUCGAGGGCGACAUGCUGGACUGCAGUGGCUCCCGCCCUCUGCUCCUGGAGUCAGAAGAAGAGGAUGAGGGCGGCAAGCCCCCGCAGGGCAAGCUAGGAGGAGCCACUCCCUUCGCUCAGCCAGAGGUGACUCCUGCGCAGGCCAAGGUCUUGCAAGGUGGGAGGAAGAACCAAUUUGGAUCCCUCACUGGGCCAACUGCUGAUGGACUCGGUGAGCCAGAUGUGUUUGCCACUGCCCCCUUCAGGAGCUCAAGGGUUCCCGCUGAUGACAUGGACAUUUUUGCCAAAGCCCCCUUUGUCUCCAAGGGCAGCGUGGCCCCUUCCCAGCCAGAGGAGACGGAUGUGUUCUUGAGAGCUCCCUUUACCAAGAAGAAAGGCAUGGAGGAGUCAACAGUUGCCCAGAGCCCCGCCCAGGAGCAGCCCGGUCUCCCGAGUCAGACCGAUGACAUCCCUCUGCUCCUGGGCCUCGAUCGAGCUGUGUACCCGUCCAUCCGAGCUCAGUAUUCCAUGGCUGGCUUUGCCCAGCCGUCUAACCUCCCCUCCCACCCUGUACAAGCAGCAGACCAUCUUGACAGCAUCUCUUCCAGGGGUUCCUCCCUGGAAUCUGGGGCCCAUGCUAAUGACAGAAACAAAGGACCUCAGCCCCAGAAAGAAGCUGUCUCGGGUCCCGUGGCAGGCAAACCAUUCCGCCCCCAGUCUUUAUCCAAAUAUUCCCGUCACUAUAGCCCCGAAGAUGAGCCGAAUCCAGAAGCCCAGCCCAUCGCUGCCUACAAAAUUGUUUCGCAAACCAAUAAGCAGUCAAUAGCUGGCUCCGUUUCCAUCACAUCCCUUUCCUCCAGGACUACGGAGCUGCCAGCUGCUGAUCCUUUUGCUUUAGCACCCUUUCCUUCGAAAUCAGGCAAACAGAAACCUUAG